UUGUCACUGUCAGAUUUUAAACGUAUUUUCUGUUUCGAAUUUAUUGUUGAUAAACUAACUCAUUUUGUUGUAAUUGAUAUUUUAUAUUUUUAUUACAAUGGAUGUAGAAGAGAUAAUAGACUACAUUAAAACGCUAAAAAAGGGCUUUGAUAAAGAUUUAUUUCAGAGUAAAAUCGAUGAAUUAGGAUAUAUAGUGGAUAACACAGGACUAAACUAUGAUGAUUUUCAUACAUUGUUUAAAGUUUGGUUGAACUUGAGUAUUCCUAUUACAAAAUGGGUUAAUCUUGGAGCCACUAUAUUACCAAAAGAAAAGAUAUCACAAAGUACUAUUGAGUAUUCUUUAAGAUGGAUCCUCGCAAACUAUGAUAACCAAAGUAAUUUUUCAAGAAUUGGUUUUCUUUUAGACUGGUUGACAGCUGCUAUGGACUGUGAUAGUGUAGAUAUGAAAGCUCUUGAUAUGGGAUAUGAAUUAUUUUAUACCAUGUUAACUUUUGAAGUACUCACUCUGCAUGCUAUGAAACUUGUGUAUACAUUGACUAAGCCAAAUGAUGUUACUAGAAGAAGAGUACUGGAAUUGAUGGAGUAUGCUAAAAGGAGAGAAGCUAAAAAGAAUAUGUACAGGCAGAUUCAAGUUCUUCUUGGUUUGUUUAAGUCUUACAAACCUGAAUAUGUUCCUGAGGAUGUGCCUUCAAUAUCAAUACAUACAGCAUUUAGAAAAAUUAAUGUAACACUACUCGCAAGGUUCAAAAAUGCUCAGAAUCAAAGGAAUACCUUGAGUAAAGAGACAUAUAGGCUGUUCUGGAUUAACCCUUUAAACUCUGAAGGUGGUAGAAAUAAGAAAGCAGAUCCACUUAUACCCAAUUUGGAAUUUACAAACAUUGGAUCGAAACAAUAUGAUAAUGAUACUCAAAAGAACUAUCUUGACUUUUCUGAGCCCGUGUCGCUGCUGCAGUACAGCGCGCAGCGGGCCAUGCGUCGGCCGGCGCGGCUGCGCGCGCUGCUGUGCAACCCGGCGGGGCUGGCGCUGCUGGCCGCGGCCGCCAGCGCCGACCACGCCUUCCUGUCGCACGAGCUGCACCAUCUACUCACCAGCUGUUUUUUGGAAACAUCGCCUCACACCUAUAUCGAGAAGCAGGAUUUACUGCAGAGAUUGGCAAUAUUUCAGUCGACGCUCAUGCAAGGCCUACCUGUUGUGACUCGUUUUUUGGCACAGUUCUUGCCAUUUUGGAAUGAAAAAGACUUUUUAAUGGAGAUUCUUCAACUCGUCGAAUGGGUGAAUGUUGAAGGCGCGGAUCAUGUGAAUGUUAUUUUAGAUACGCUGACGAAGGUGUAUUAUAGAGCGCAACCUAUAGAGCAGUGUGCCAUACUAAGGAGUGUAACCAGCAUGUAUACAAACCUAAUACAUUCAAGUAUGCGGUCUCGACAUUAUUUUCUAAGUAUACAACCUACUGAAUUAAUGUACACGGAAAUAUUGACAAUGGUCUCUUUGAGAAUUAGUGACAUGUGCGACAAAGGAUUGCAAGCAUCCCCAGAGGACGCGCUGGGGCUGCAGAGCGCGACGCGGGCGGGCGUGCGCUGCCUGCGCGCGGGCCGGCGCGCGGGGAGCGCGGGGCGCGCGGGGUGCGUGGUGGCUCCGCGCGCGCUGCUGCUGUCGCUGGCGCUGCUGAGCCCGUCGGCCGCCGCGCUCGACCGCCUCGCCGCGCUCGUCGUGCUGUACAAAGAAAUAUUCUCUGCCAUAAAAGCGAAGAAUGGACGAAAAGAUCAAGCGUACGUUGAACAGAUGCAGAUUUUGAAAGCAUUCACGUCUGAUUUCGUGAGUUGUUUCUACGAGGAAUUCCUCAGUGGUCGCAAGAAAGGCAUCGCCUUUAGUAAAUUGCACCCGCAGCUGGUUAGUAAACUGACACAUAUAAUACCAGAUGUGGAUACAAAAUUAAGCAUACGCAAUCACUUAGCAUUCGCUCCGUACACGUAUGUGUCGCUACAGGCAAUAGAUCAAACGGACGCCGACAAUAAGUUAUGGUUUGACACGGUUAUAGAACAGGAAUUUGUCAAUUUGAGUCAAUUCGUUAUGAAAGCAAUGCCCGAGCUGCGAUAACAAAAUGCUAGCACGUAGGAGUAAGCGUGAGUACUUUGUGCUCAAUAUAUUCACAAUCAUAAGGCUACUUAUUAAACUACACAUAAGUAUUAGAAUAAAAUGAUUUCCUUAAUUAAGUUAUUUUAAAUCGGACCCUAAUUUAUAACAUUAAAAUUGUUAUCAAGUUAUACGUGAACCCGACACACUAAAUUUAGGUUGUGUCUUUUUAUACUAUAUUUUCAAACACGCUUAUAUUACUUUAAAUAAUGAGCAAAUACUCAUACUCAAUGACACGAUUUACAAACGAAAAAAAACACGAAAUGCAUUCUGAUUUAUUAGUUGUCGCCCGCGGAUUCGCACGCGUUUUAGGGAUUAGUCAUCAGGAAUAA
Molecule: messenger RNA, 2463 nt
Organism: Vanessa tameamea
Lineage: Eukaryota; Metazoa; Arthropoda; Insecta; Lepidoptera; Nymphalidae
Product: centromere protein I-like
Exons: 13
Coding region: 98-2095 (665 amino acids)
Biological process (GO): mitotic sister chromatid segregation; CENP-A containing chromatin assembly
Cellular component (GO): kinetochore; inner kinetochore
Source: RefSeq, a predicted model, not a curated record